Molecule: messenger RNA, 498 nt
Organism: Dothidotthia symphoricarpi CBS 119687
Lineage: Eukaryota; Fungi; Ascomycota; Dothideomycetes; Pleosporales; Dothidotthiaceae
Exons: 1
Coding region: 1-498 (165 amino acids)
Source: RefSeq, a predicted model, not a curated record
AUGGCUAGUCAACAAUACUCAAGCGACCCGUUCGCCCCAAACUACCGCCACAUCUGCCCCUGGAGCGCGCAGGAGAAGGCCGAAUACAUAGCAACCUGGCCGGUGCCUUUGCAACCCAACUUCUGGGAAGUCUACGAGUCCGCCGAACACGCAGAAUGGACUCGACCUAGGGAUCAGCUUGAUGUCCUCCUCCGCGAACGCGGGCUAGAAGAAGUUUGUAACACAAUUUUGUAUUCGGAACAGAAGACUGAGCACGGAACUGAUAUGGGCAUGGAUGAGAGGCAGGAAAGGGUACGAGAACUACUUAGGGACGCAGGCGAGCUAGCAUUGCUCGAGAAGGCAGAGAAGAUUUGGCGAAUGAUGGCUGAGCGAAAUGAUGUUCAAAAGGGCAAAAAAUCAAUUGAGCAUCUGUUUGAAAUAGGAGAUGAGGCGGGGUUCAGGUGGCUUAAGAUGAAUCCAGAUUGGGUGAGGACAGAUCAUGGUGAACGCUCUAAGUAG